UUUGCCAGCUGUGCAAUUGCGCUUGUGGCCGCGUUUACUUUAUCUUCAAAUUGUUUAUUUUACGCAAAUAUGCUGCCCAAACUGAAGAUUUCCGCAUUCCUACUUAAGCGUUUGGAGCGAACAAAGCAACAGUGCAGUGGCUGUUUGUAUGGAGUUUUCUACGGUGACGGGACAUUACUCCUUUUGAGUUUCAACAUUGAGUCCAGUUUGGGCCAGUUGAACUAUGAGCAAAUCCAGCACAGAUUCCCAGCGGAGCUGGAUCUCUGUGGUUUGGUCAAAUUCGGCGACUGCAGCGACGGCGAGGCGCACCUUAAUGAGGUCAUCAAAUCAGUGGAUAUUACGGACAAUCCCAUCUUGUUGCAGUGCCAGCUGGGCACUUUGGUGGGCAUGAGAGCCUCAUUCUUUGUACACGGCAAGCUAGAGGAGGUGCCCUACGAGGUGAUGGAGGCCGAGCAGCUGUACAGCGACUUCUGCUUCACCCGGCUGCAGUGCGGCUUCUACCUGCAAACCGCGCCAACCCCCGAGUCCGUGGCACGGGAGAUGCAUGUGCUGCGCAAGCGGGUGGCCGAUGGCACCCUGGUCUUUAAUGUGCCGCAAACCAAGAUCUUUAUCAGCAGCUGUGGUCCGCUAGACACGCGGUUUACCGGUGGUGAAUCGCAGAUCCAGGAUCUAAUUGACGCCAUUCCCAAUCCCGGGCAGCCCGAGAAGGAGAACGAGAAAAAGAAGCCGUCGAAGGCGAGCCAGAAUGCUGCGCCAGCGAAGCACCUGGCCCCCACUGGCUGUGACUACGAAGUGAUUCCCAUCGAUGUGAUGCGCUGUCGCAGCCGUGACCCCGUGGCUCGAAACUCACCGCCACAUCCGGCUCUCAGCAUUGCUGUGACCACCGAAGAGCAGACCCGUGUCCAGGUGCCAUUGGAGAUAGAAGCCAUGGCCAUUCUGUGCAGAAAGACCAAGCUGCAGCGGCUGUACGACGUCCUCAUCGAGAGCAUCUGUCGGGCCCUGCGGUUAUUCGAGUUGAGCCUAAUCGAACACCUCACCGAAACGGAGAGUGGCAAGCUGCUGGUGCCGGUGAGCUAUCACUUCUAUCCCCAGGAGUUUGGACACUUCGUGAGCUGCGCGUAUCUUGAGGAUCUGGGUGACGACGACCCGAACAUGCAGGAGAGACGCAAGCGUCUCCACCGGCAGUUCGCCCUGCCUGUUAGCCGUCCCUAUUUCCGCAGGGCAAACCAGAUGCGAUUCCUGGUGGAAGCGGAGGAUGCUCCGUGGGCCCCACUGAUGAACACCCACAUUGGAGUCCGGCCCAGCGGCGUGACCGAUGGCAAGGAGUACUUAGUGAAUGGAAACUACCACUACUACCACUACCUGCAGCAACAGGUGCAGGAUAAGGGAUGGGGCUGCGCAUACCGCUCCCUGCAGACGAUCUGCUCCUGGUUCGUCCUGCAGGGUUAUACGAACGCACCGAUACCGACACACUUGGAGGUGCAGGAAUAUCUGCACAAGAUCAACGACAAGCCGGCCGCCUUUGUGGGCUCCUCCCAGUGGAUUGGCUCGACAGAGAUCAGCAUGUGCCUGCAGGGAUUCCUCAACGUUGACUCCAAGAUCCUGCAUGUGGCCUCUGGUGCGGAAUUGGCCACCAUUGCCUCUGAGCUGGCCAUGCAUUUCCAGACGCAGGGCACCCCAGUGAUGAUCGGCGGCGGUGUGCUGGCCCACACCAUUAUCGGCGUGGACUAUUGCGUGCAGACGGGUCAGGUGAAGUUUUUGAUUCUGGAUCCUCAUUACACAGGUGCAGAUGAUCUGGCUACCAUUCAAAUUAAGGGCUGGUGCGGCUGGAAGGGCAUGGAUUUCUGGACUAAGGGCAGCUACUACAAUCUUUGCAUGCCCCAAAGGCCGAUUUUGUAUUAAGUCCUUCCCGGGGAAGAGGGUUAUACGUUUCCAAUGACACUCUUAGGUAGGAUGGGGUCGAUAUAUGUCUACUUUUUAAGAAAUAUCCCAAGGAGUUCGUGAACAACCCAUAGUUUGGUCUUCGGUUGAGUGUUCUCUCUUUCAAAAGGAAUUUAUUGAGAGAUUUUCUUUAAUUAUAAUUGAAGAUGUUUAAGUUUAAAAGCAAAAAAAAGGUCAGCUGUCAUUUGUACAUAAAAUUAUUUGAGCGAAAUAUUUAUUUUUGUAUUUAGUUUCAUUUUUUCUUAAGUAAACUUAAUUUCCGAGCCUCUUUUACAAGGCAAGAGUUAUAAGUUUGCAUGAAACCCAGUUAGAGGGACUUUAUAGAUCAGCUUUUUGGCUCCUGAGGUAUUCCUAACCAGAUCUUAUACACAGAAAUCGAACCCAGCUUAAAGUACUAGCUUUAAUGUGGUCUCUUUGCGUGUAAUUUCUUUCCAUAUUUCUCUCUGUUUUAAUUACUGCAAUAAAUUAAAUGCUAGCUUAUAUAUCAUA
Molecule: messenger RNA, 2430 nt
Organism: Drosophila serrata
Lineage: Eukaryota; Metazoa; Arthropoda; Insecta; Diptera; Drosophilidae
Gene: Ufsp2
Product: UFM1 specific peptidase 2
Biological process (GO): proteolysis
Cellular component (GO): endoplasmic reticulum; nucleus
Molecular function (GO): deUFMylase activity
Source: RefSeq, a predicted model, not a curated record